UGCUCUUGUCUGGUACCUCAGACUUGGCUCACCCCUUGCCACAUCCAGGGCCAUCGAAGGACCUGGCUCUGCCUGUUGUGUUCAGGGUGGAGUUCAUUUCUUUUGUUCUUGGGAGCUGAAUAGGAGAAAGGGACAUUUCAGUUUUUCUUGAUAAAGUGUUUAUAGAAAUACGAAGAAUUUCACUAAACACUAGUGCUACAAAGGAAAAGGAAGGACCUUAGCAAAUGUGGUACCAUGUGGAGAGAGCCUCAGAGUGGUAUUGGUGCCUGAGCCCUGGGUGUUUUGAAGAGUCGAACAGUGCCUGUUAUCCUGUGAGGCUGUGAUCAACGAUAUUUGUCACUACAUCUGCGCCCUGCAGCAUGGCCAAGCCAUGUGGAUUUGAACCAGAUUACACCAUCUUACUUAAACUGCAAGACAAGAAUAUUUCUUGAAAAUUAAGAGUUCUUCAGGGUGGCACAAAAGAUCACUUCUUCAGCGGCAUCUGUCUCAGCAUUUCCUCAGAUCCCUGGGACUCUCCUGCUGCAGCCAAUUUUCUAGACAACAUGCCCUUGCGAAGUUCUGGCAAGUUGAGCAUGGAGACCAGAAAAGAAGAUGGUGAGAGCACAGCACCUGCCCCUCCGCAGAAGAAGCUGUCCUGUCAGUGCCACCACCACUGUCCUGAGGACUCAGUCAACAGCACCUGCAGCACUGAUGGCUACUGCUUCACCAUAGUAGAAGAAGAUGAGUCCGGUGGACAUUUAGUCACCAAGGGAUGUCUUGGAUUAGAGGGCUCAGACUUCCAGUGUCGGGACACUCCUAUUCCACACCAAAGAAGAUCUAUUGAAUGUUGCACAGGCCAAGAUUACUGUAACAAACACCUUCACCCUACGCUGCCACCACUGAAAAAUCGAGACUUUGCUGAAGGAAACAUUCACCAUAAGGCCCUGCUGAUCUCGGUGACUGUUUGCAGUAUACUCCUGGUGCUUAUCAUCAUAUUCUGCUACUUCAGAUACAAACGCCAAGAGACGAGGCCCCGCUACAGCAUCGGGCUUGAGCAGGAUGAGACCUACAUUCCCCCUGGAGAGUCCCUGAAGGAUUUGAUUGAGCAGUCCCAGAGCUCAGGGAGCGGCUCCGGGCUCCCUCUCCUGGUUCAAAGGACCAUUGCAAAACAGAUUCAGAUGGUAAAGCAGAUUGGAAAAGGUCGCUAUGGAGAAGUCUGGAUGGGGAAGUGGCGUGGCGAGAAGGUAGCUGUGAAAGUGUUUUUUACCACAGAGGAGGCCAGCUGGUUCAGAGAAACAGAAAUCUACCAGACUGUCCUGAUGAGGCAUGAAAAUAUUCUCGGAUUCAUUGCCGCAGACAUUAAAGGUACAGGAUCCUGGACCCAGCUGUAUCUCAUCACUGACUACCAUGAGAACGGCUCACUUUAUGAUUAUCUAAAAUCUACUACCUUGGACACAAAAGCCAUGCUAAAACUGGCUUACUCCUCCGUUAGUGGCUUGUGCCACUUGCACACUGAGAUCUUCAGUACUCAGGGCAAACCCGCUAUUGCCCACCGUGACCUAAAAAGUAAGAAUAUCCUGGUGAAAAAGAAUGGCACCUGCUGUAUAGCAGAUUUGGGCUUGGCUGUUAAAUUUAUCAGUGAUACAAACGAGGUAGACAUACCUCCAAAUACCCGCGUAGGAACAAAACGCUAUAUGCCUCCUGAGGUGCUGGAUGAAAGCUUGAAUAGAAAUCACUUUCAGUCGUACAUCAUGGCUGAUAUGUACAGUUUUGGACUCAUCCUUUGGGAGAUAGCAAGGAGAUGUGUUUCAGGAGGAAUAGUUGAGGAAUACCAGCUUCCAUACCACGACCUUGUGCCCAGCGACCCCUCGUACGAGGACAUGCGGGAGAUUGUGUGCAUCAAGAGACUGCGCCCUUCGUUUCCCAACAGAUGGAGCAGUGAUGAGUGCCUACGGCAGAUGGGGAAGCUGAUGAUGGAGUGCUGGGCUCACAACCCCGCCUCCCGGCUCACAGCCCUGCGAGUCAAGAAAACGCUUGCCAAAAUGUCAGAGUCGCAGGACAUUAAACUCUGACUUGGCCAGAGGCAGCUCUCGUGAAGGCCCAUGGAAACGGACUUUCUCGUGCAGGCAGAAGUCCUGAAGAGGUAUUGAAAGUCUUUGCUAAUAAGUACCUUGAAUGCAGUCAUGCUUAAGAGCAGCUGUAAGUUUCUUUGACAACUUUUGAGGAGACUAUCCUUUGCAAAAAUCAGCUGAAUUUUGACAUACAAGAUUGGAAGAGGCUUGUCUGCCCUUGUUUACACAGGGAAAUACAGUUUUAGUAACUGGUUUAAGAUUAUGCAUGUUGCUUUCUGUGAAAGCCACUUAUUAUUUUAUUAUUAUUAUUGUUAUUAUUAUUAUUUUGAUUGUUUAAAAAAGAUACUGCUUUAAAUUUUAUGAAAAUAAAACUUUUGGUUAGAA
Molecule: messenger RNA, 2435 nt
Organism: Gymnogyps californianus (California condor)
Lineage: Eukaryota; Metazoa; Chordata; Aves; Accipitriformes; Cathartidae
Gene: BMPR1B
Product: bone morphogenetic protein receptor type 1B
Exons: 16
Coding region: 543-2051 (502 amino acids)
Biological process (GO): dorsal/ventral pattern formation; cellular response to growth factor stimulus; BMP signaling pathway
Cellular component (GO): signaling receptor complex; plasma membrane
Molecular function (GO): ATP binding; SMAD binding; transforming growth factor beta receptor activity, type I
Source: RefSeq, a predicted model, not a curated record